CCAGCCACAUUCAGCUGACAAAGUCAAAUCCAAGCAAAAUGCAUUCCUCUACCGCUAUUCUGUUUCUUGGCCUGGCCUGUGUUUGCCUCACCUCCAGUGCUCUGGCUUAUCCUUAUCCGGAACCGCAAGGACCUGUCGAUCUGCAGCCUCAACCCUUGGCGUAUUCCCCCGAUUUUGGCAACGUGGCCGUGCCCCGAGUGCGCCGCCAGUUUCAGUUGAACGGCGGCGGCGGUGGCAGCCCCAGGCAGGGAUUCGACUUGAACCUCAACACCCGGGUCCCCGUCUGGCAGAGCAACAAUGGACGCCACUCCUUUGAUGCCACGGGCCAGUAUGCCCAGCAUCUGGGCGGACCCUACGGCAACAGUCGCCCUCAAUGGGGCGCUGGCGGAGUCUAUACCUUCAGGUUCUAGAAAGUGUUUCCUUAAAUUAAUAUUUAUUGUUUGAAGAGAGAGAAAAAAUAAAUUAUUCAAGUU
Messenger RNA from Drosophila ananassae, 473 nucleotides. RefSeq names its product diptericin-A. Lineage: Eukaryota; Metazoa; Arthropoda; Insecta; Diptera; Drosophilidae. The record is from RefSeq and is a predicted model, not a curated record. Bases 39 to 410 code for a protein of 123 amino acids. The transcript is spliced from 2 exons.